This is a messenger RNA of Sphenostylis stenocarpa, 297 nucleotides long. Lineage: Eukaryota; Viridiplantae; Streptophyta; Magnoliopsida; Fabales; Fabaceae. The record is from the annotation of a GenBank genome assembly.
AUGAAACUUCUUUCGAUCGUGUUUGCUUUGUGCAUUGUACUCGCCACCAGUUCUUUGGAAGAGGGAGAUGAAGCAAAAGUCAAGGAUGAACACACUCUCAUUCAUCCACUACCACGACAUUUGUUGGGGCCUUCGAAUACCAAGAAAGCCUUUAAGGAUGCUGCGGAUCCUCUCGAUGACUUAAAAACAGGGAAUGUUACUAUUGUUGUUGUUAUUGGAGGCGGCGGUGCUGGUGGCGGUGGAGGUGGCGGCGGCAGUGGCGGUGGCAGAGGUGACGUUGACGGGGCACCACAUUGA